Molecule: messenger RNA, 1461 nt
Organism: Brassica rapa (field mustard)
Lineage: Eukaryota; Viridiplantae; Streptophyta; Magnoliopsida; Brassicales; Brassicaceae
Product: KH domain-containing protein At1g09660/At1g09670
Biological process (GO): regulation of mRNA splicing, via spliceosome
Cellular component (GO): nucleus
Molecular function (GO): mRNA binding
Source: RefSeq, a predicted model, not a curated record
AGAAAUGAUAACAGAAAAAGAAAGAAAAUCAAAAAAGGAAAGAAAAGAGAGAGACACUCUGAUUUUGAGCGUAGGGCUUUUGACUCUCUCUAGCUCCUUACUGUGCCCACUCUUCACAGUCCACACCUUCUUCUCACGGACAUAAGACAUAGAGUUUUCGAUCGCCGCCAGAUCCUCCGCCGCAUCUUCUCCUCCUCACUUAUCUCCUGAGUGUGAAGAUAUAAUGGAAUCGGGCGCUGGCUUCGCGGCGAUGGAAGAGAGGAUCCUUCCCGGAAGCUUCUUCCAGUUUCCUCUUCCUGGAUUCAGUGCUUCUCCCAAUCGAUCCCCUUGUCCUCCUCCUCCUCCUCCCACUGGUCGUGAGAGGUACUUGGCUGAGUUGCUGCAAGAGAGGCAAAAGUUGAGUCCUUUCUCACAACUUAUGCCACAUUGCUGCAGAAUACUUAACCAAGAAAUUCGAAAGAUCUCCAGUUUAUCCGAAUUUGAUAGAUAUGAGCAUGGCAGUCCAUUUAGAUCGCCUGGUCUGCCUCCUACAAGUGGAAAGCUUGAUUUUGACGGAUGGUCAAUGAUGGAAGCUGAGGAGAGUUUUCAUCAACAGAGAGCUUCCCCAUUUCGUGCUUCUCCUGCUCCAGUAGGCUGGGUUGGGAUGCCAGGGCUACAUUCUCCACCCAUUGUUAAAAGAGUGAUUAGGCUUGAUGUGCCUGUUGAUAAAUUUCCAACCUAUAAUUUUGUUGGGCGGAUUCUUGGGCCACGUGGGAACUCUCUAAAAAGAGUUGAGCAUGCAACACAGUGUAGGGUGUUUAUUAGAGGACGAGGAUCUGUCAAGGAUACUGUCAAGGAGGAGAAGCUCCAAGGUAAGCAGGGUUACGAGCAUCUCAGCGAGCCACUACAUUUACUGAUCGAAGCCGAGCUUCCAGAGGACAUUAUAAACUCUCGAUUGGAGCAUGCAGUGCAUUUCCUGGAGUCGCUCCUAAAGCCAAUGGACGAGUCAAUGGACCACUACAAGAGAGAACAGCUGAAGGAGUUAGCGGCUAUUAAUGGUACGCUCAGGGAAGAGAGUCCAAGUCCAAGCUUGAGCCCUUGUCUGAGUCCAAGCAUGUCCCCUUUCAACAGCAAGCGUGCCAAGACUGGACAAUAAAGAUUUCUACACGAGAGAUGAUUUCUUUUUUUUUUUCCCCUCUGCUUCGGACAGAGAAACCAUGGCAUGGUCGGGUCGUGUGGACAGAGCAAAUGCUCUGUCACUAUCUAUCUGCGAGGUGAUAAUGUUCUAACGUUUGAUGAGACUUCAAUUAAUUUUUUUUGGUCAUUAAGUUUAUUCUUUAUUUUUGAAACUUUUUGUUGGCUAGCAGAGAUUACGAUUAACCAGUGGGUAAUAAUCUUAAUAAUGGUGUUUAUGAUUUGUAAUCUCGUUCUGAAUAAUGUAACUUUUUGUUUCAUAAAGUUUGAAGCUCAACAUUGAUUCCA